UGGGAAACGUGUACGACCAAGCUUUAAUCAAUACGGUAGCUUGGUAUUAGAGGUGGUCGCCACAAGUUCCAGUGGUCCAACAGCUAGGUUCCCCGAUCAACAACACAUUGGAGAGCAGCCUGGGGAGCUUUCAGAUUACCCCUCCCCCUCGCUGACGACAUAGCCAGAACCCCACCGAAGCUAAGUGUGAGCCCCACCGGCCCUGAAGAAUCUCACCUAAAGCUUCAAGCAGAAGUGUUUACCCUGCCCUUUGUUGACAAAAAAGUUCUUUCUUUCCCGAUCAUCUCGACAUUUCUUCAAAGCCUCUUACACCACACAUUUCUGAAAAAAAUUAGACAAAAUGGGUGUUACUAAGACCACAACGCAGGAGGGCUUCGGUCCCAGCCCCCAGGUGGGCCAGACCGUCAUCAUUGAGUACACUGGAUUCCUCAAGGACACCUCCAAGCCCGACAACAAGGGAGACCAGUUUGACUCUUCCGUUGGCAGGGGCGAUUUCUCGACUCCCAUCGGUGUUCAGCGUGUCAUCAAGGGCUGGGACGAGGGUGUGCUCACCAUGAAAGUUGGUGAGAAGGCCACUCUGGACAUAACCGCUGACUACGGCUACGGAGCCCGUGGCUUUCCCGGUGCCAUCCCGCCUAACUCGGACCUCAUCUUCGAUGUCUACCUGAAGAACGUCUUAUAGAGGUUGGAUCCAUGACUGGAUUUGCAAUACUGCGACAAGGGACACAUGUAUAGAGGAACGGCAACUAUUUAGGGUUUUUAGGUAGUUAAUCCGAUUCUAUCAUGUUGGGUGGGGGAUGCAGGACGGGACUAAUGUUCUUGGCUUGCUGAAACCAAAACGUGGUAGAACACAGAACCCGGAAUAAAGGAGAUUUACAAACUAUACGUCGCAGGUUUCCUGAUUAGCGUCAUCGAUGCGCCGUGCAUAACUGCAGGCAGUAGCUGUAUGGCGUAUAUCGUUACUUCUUUACAGUCUUGAGUCUUUUGCCGAUCCAUGCAUGUCACAAUAUUCGAGUUCUGAGAAAAUUUGCGUUCAAAAACCCGCAGUUUUCACGCCACAUAGGCGCCACGUGGUUAAAACCAAUGUAUGCAGACUUGGGUUACUGUGUGAUAAAAAAUUUCAUCGGGAUAUAUUGUGUGUAUAAUGCUUUCAUGUUAGAUGUUUGAAUGGAG
Pyricularia grisea is the source of this 1173-nucleotide messenger RNA. RefSeq lists its product as uncharacterized. Gene Ontology annotation, molecular function: peptidyl-prolyl cis-trans isomerase activity. Lineage: Eukaryota; Fungi; Ascomycota; Sordariomycetes; Magnaporthales; Pyriculariaceae. The coding region runs from base 341 to 682 and encodes 113 amino acids. The transcript is spliced from 5 exons. The record is from RefSeq and is a predicted model, not a curated record.